Messenger RNA from Vitis vinifera (wine grape), 4558 nucleotides. RefSeq names its product disease resistance protein RUN1. Lineage: Eukaryota; Viridiplantae; Streptophyta; Magnoliopsida; Vitales; Vitaceae. Gene Ontology annotation, biological process: signal transduction; defense response. Bases 213 to 3938 code for a protein of 1241 amino acids. The record is from RefSeq and is a predicted model, not a curated record. The transcript is spliced from 7 exons. Gene Ontology annotation, molecular function: ADP binding; protein binding.
UUAAGACUUCAGAGUGCCCACCUCCCUUCCUGCAAAUUUCUGGGUUCCUUCCUCAGAUACUAAUUUUACGAUUCCUUUCUCUCUGGUCAUUAAGAUUAGAAUUUGUCUUUCUUCUCCAGCUUAAAUUCUUCACCUCUGCAACACCUUUCACAGAGGCAGAAUUCAAUUGAAGACUGUCUUAUUGUUUUUACAUAGACACAGCCUGGCUAGCAAUGGCUUCCACAAGCGUUCAAAUGGCGUCUGAUUAUUCUUCUUCCACCCCUAGAUGCACGUAUGACGUGUUCUUGAGUUUUAGAGGGGAAGACACCCGCAACAAUUUCACCGAUCACCUGUAUACUGCUUUGGUUCAAAGGGGCAUCAAUACUUUUAGAGAUGAUAAACUUAGAAGAGGAGAAGAGAUUGCACCAGAGCUUCUAAAAGCUAUUGAAGAAUCAAGAUCUUCCAUUGUUGUUUUCUCAAAAACUUAUGCUCAUUCAAGGUGGUGUUUAGACGAGCUUGCAAAGAUCAUGGAGUGUAGACGUGAAUAUAGGCAAAUAGUAUUGCCAAUUUUCUACCAUGUGGAUCCAGCGGAUGUGCGUAAACAAACAGGGAGUUUUGGAGAAGCAUUCACCAGCUAUGAAGAAAAUUGGAAGAACAAGGCACAAAGGUGGAGGGAGGCUUUGACCGAAGCAGGCUAUAUUGCUGGAUGGCCUAUAAACAAGGGGUACGAGUCAAGGCCUAUUGAGGAAAUUAUUAACCACAUCCUCAAAAGAUUGAAUCCUAAGUUUUUGCCUAUUAAGGAGCACAUGGUUGGAAUGUAUGUUCACUUGGAAGAACUAAAAUCAUUGUUAAAAAUGCAGUUGGAUGAUGUUCGCAUGGUUGGGAUCUAUGGAAUUGGUGGAAUUGGCAAAACUACUAUUGCCAAGAUGGUUUAUAAUGACAUCCUAUGUCAAUUCAAUGGUGCUAGCUUUCUUGAAGGUGUCAAAAAUAGAUCCAAAUGUUACAAUGAUCAACUUCAAUUACUGCAAGAACUUCUUCAUGGCAUUAUGGAGGGUGGACAUUUAAAAUUAGAAAGUAUUAAUGAUGGAAUGAAUAUGAUCAAGGGCAGACUUGGCUCAAAAAAGGUUCUUGUUGUUUUUGAUGAUGUCGAUGAUUUGGACCAAGUACGAGGAAUAGUUGCAAACUAUAAAUGGUUUGGUGGAGGAAGCAGAAUCAUCAUAACUACCAGAGACAAACAUUUGCUAGAUCAAUAUGAGGUGCAUGCAUCAUAUGAGGCUAAGGUGUUAUGUUAUGAAGAUGCUAUUGAACUCUUUAGUUGGCAUGCCUUCAAAGUACAAAACAUACGUGAAGAUUAUGUAGAGAUGUCAAAUAGUAUGAUAAAAUAUGCGCAAGGCCUUCCUUUAGCCCUUGAAGUUUUGGGCUCUUCUCUUUAUAACAAGACAAAAGAUGAAUGGAAAAGUGCAAUAGAGAAAUUGAAAAAAAACCCUAACAAGAAAAUUAAUGAUGUGCUUAAAAUAAGCCUUGAUGGGCUUGAUCGUACUCAAAGGGAGAUUUUCCUUCAUAUCGCAUGCUUUUUCAAGGGAGAAGCUAAAGAUUUUAUAUUGAGAAUAUUAGAUGAUCAUGCAGAAUAUGACAUAGGAGUUCUUUGUGAUAGAUGCCUAAUAACUAUUUCCUACAACAAGGUAGAAAUGCAUGACUUGAUACAACAAAUGGGUUGGACAAUUGAUCGUGAAAAACAUCUUAAAGACCCAAGCAAAUGGAUCAGAUUGUGGGAUCCAGAUGAUAUUUCUAAAGCAUUUUCUGCACAAGAGGGAAUGGAACAAGUUGAAGUCAUAUCAUAUGACUUGUCUCGAUCAAAAGAAAUGCAGGUGAAUAAAAAGGUUUAUGAAAAUAUGAAGGAACUAAGAUUUCUCAAACUCCAUUGGGGGGAUCAUCAUGGUUUUACGACGAAGAAAUAUAAAGUGUUCCUUCCCAAAGACUUUGAGUUUCCUUCUCAAAAGUUAAGAUAUCUUUAUUGGGAUGGAUACCCUUUGCAAACCUUGCCAUCAAAGUUUAAUGGAGAGAAUCUUGUUGAGCUCCACAUGAAAAAUAGCACCAUAAAACAACUUUGGAAUGGGCGUAAGAUUCUAGGAAAUUUAAAGAUCAUUGACUUAAGUAGAUCACGAUUGCUCACCAAAAUGCCAGAAUUAUCAAGCAUGCCAAAUCUUGAGGAGCUUAACCUCGUGUGUUGUGAAAGGUUGAAGAAAUUUCCUGAGAUCCGUGAAAAUAUGGGACGUUUGGAGAGAGUUCAUUUAGAUUGCAGUGGAAUUCAGGAAAUACCGAGCAGUAUUGAGUACUUGCCAGCUCUUGAAUUUCUUACACUUCAUUAUUGCAGAAAUUUUGACAAAUUUCCGGAUAAUUUUGGGAAUUUGAGACAUCUAAGGGUCAUCAAUGCAAACAGGACUGAUAUUAAAGAACUUCCUGAGAUCCAUAAUAUGGGAAGUCUAACGAAACUUUUUCUAAUCGAGACUGCUAUUAAAGAAUUACCACGCUCAAUAGGUCAUCUCACCGAACUUGAGGAGUUAAAUCUAGAAAAUUGCAAAAAUUUGAGGAGUCUUCCUAAUAGCAUUUGUGGGUUGAAAUCACUUGGAGUCCUCAAUCUCAAUGGCUGUUCAAAUCUGGUGGCUUUUCCAGAAAUCAUGGAGGAUAUGGAAGACUUAAGAGAACUUCUUUUAAGUAAAACGCCUAUAACAGAGCUGCCACCAUCAAUUGAACAUCUAAAAGGUCUUGAACACUUGGAAUUGAAGAAUUGUGAGAACCUUGUGACUCUUCCAGAUAGCAUUGGUAAUUUGACACAUCUUCGUAGUCUUUGUGUUCGUAACUGUUCGAAGCUCCACAAUUUGCCCGACAAUCUGAGAAGCUUGCAAUGGUGCUUAAGAAGACUGGAUCUAGCUGGUUGCAAUCUGAUGAAAGGAGCAAUUCCUAGUGAUUUAUGGUGCCUAUCCUUACUGAGAUUUUUAGAUGUGAGCGAAAUCCCUAUUCCUUGCAUACCUACUAACAUAAUCCAACUCUCUAACCUGAGAACGCUUAGGAUGAAUCACUGCCAGAUGCUUGAAGAAAUUCCAGAGCUUCCAUCAAGGCUAGAAAUCUUAGAAGCACAAGGUUGUCCACAUCUGGGAACUUUAUCAACUCCUUCGAGCCCACUCUGGUCUUAUCUCCUCAACCUCUUCAAAUCACGUACUCAGAGUUGUGAAUACGAAAUAGACUCAGACUCCUUAUGGUACUUCCAUGUACCUAAAGUUGUUAUUCCAGGAAGUGGUGGAAUACCAAAGUGGAUAAGUCAUCCGAGUAUGGGACGCCAAGCAAUAAUAGAGCUCCCAAAGAAUCGGUAUGAAGAUAACAAUUUCUUGGGAUUUGCUGUUUUCUUCCAUCAUGUUCCACUUGAUGAUUUUUGGUCGCAUUGGCAUAGGCGUUUUCUACAAUUUGAAUUGAGGAUAUCCCAUGAUGAUCAAUCUGAACGGGUAAUUAAAAUAAUGAGUUGUUUCCAUUUUGAAACAUGCCGUAGUAGUAGUUCAUCAUCUGAGGGUAUAUGCCUCGACAAUGUUAGCACAUCGGAUCCACCAUUGUGCGUGACCUAUCUCCCUAAGUUUGCCAUUCCAAGUGAGCAUCGAUACGCUAAGCGUAGUCAACGUGAUACUAUCCCAGUCGUUGAAGUGGAAAUUUGUGGGAUACAUCUUAUAUACUCCAAAAAUGAUCACCAACAGAAUCAGAGCCAUUGGCGUGAAGCCAUGAUAAAAGAUCAAGACAUCUCCUGUGAUUUCCAAGCUUCUCCCUACAGGUCCUUUCGGAUGAAAGAAAUCCCCAAGUGGAUCAACGCGUGGAGGUCUAGUGAAAGCGACAGCUCUAAUACAGAAGGCUCAGAAUCAGAGAACUCUGAUUACUAUUCUGCUGACGAGGGGGACCCCACUGUUGACUGUUGACUGCUGAGGAGGAACCGACCACUCAAAUGCUUGAUACGCAUCCAAAUGUUCUCAUAUCAAUUCUUGACCCCUCUUAGACCAAUGGAUAUUCGUUGACCACCCGGGAAAAGCUAGGAUUUUUUUAUUUGGAGGAGUAGGGGACGGUUUCCAAGUGAGUUACAUGCUAGGACGUGUGGCAGGGACUACCAACUUGCGAUGGUGGUGGUUGAGGGUGGUGACCUCUUUGCUAAAGGGUGAGUAGUGGAACUGGUAGAAGCUUAUAUGAGAAGGAAGAAAUAAAGCAAGAUGAGGGGGGUUGUGGGUCGGCGGAUUCUAGAGGAGAAGAUUUCGAGAGCAAAACAAAAGAAAAGAGUUAGAAGCUCGGAUGAUCAAAUUGGAAAUGAGCUUUUCCAAGUAUGAAUGUUAUGGAUUUCUGACUCAUUUGGAUUCUUAUUGUUCUUCUAUAUUUCAUGUUGAUCUUUGAAUGUCAUUGACCUAUUUGGGUGUGGAUGACUAAGGCCACAUGCAUGUUUUGAUGAUUCUAGACUAUUUUGUGGUUUUGAUACUGUUUUAUUCUUCUUUCAUAUCCUUUGAUUUCAUAUGAAGAUUAUCCUGUAUAUUGCUCUGUUCUAGAUUUUAUU